AUGCAUUGCUUGCUGCUCGCCCUCGCCGUCGUCGCCGUGUCGGCUGGCCCGGGGCACAGCCACGGGGACGGCCCGUGGGAGUGGGGCGGCGUCUACCGCCUGCUCGCCGGCGACUACACGUGGACAUUCAGCAAGAAUGCCGCCGGCAUCUAUGGCGCGCCCGACGAGAGCAUGCGGGUCGUGGUGCUGCGCGGUGGGCCGGCGUCGGACGCGCUCGACGAUUUGCGGCCGGCGGCCGAGGCUCUGCUCCAGCUCUCGCAGUGCACCUUGCUCGAUGGCGGCGGCGAGAUCGGGGCCGCCGACACCUGCUUCGAGUUGCGGUUCAACCAGUCGCUGCCGGCCACGUCGUGGACGGUACGGACGGCGAUCGCCGGCAAUCUGGCGAUCUACACAGAGCACCUGCCGAUGGAGUUUAGCGCGCGCCUGGCCUCGACGAGCACCGGGGUCGAGGUCCAGCCAGAGGCAGCCGUGCUUUACAACGCGAUGCACGGGGAGGCGGCCGACCCGGAGACGGACCACGACCACGACCACGCGCACGAGGAGGUGGCCGACCACGCGCACGAGGAGGUGGCCGACCACGCCCACGACCACGCGCACGAGGAGGUGGCCGACCACGCGCACGAGGAGGUGGCCGACCACGCCCACGACCACGCGCACGAGGAGGUGGCCGACCACGCGCACGAGGAGGUGGCCGACCACGCCCACGACCACGCGCACGAGGAGGUGGCCGACCACGCGCACGAGGAGGUGGCCGACCACGACCACGGCGAGCACGAUCACGAUGCUACCUCCGUUGCGACCGCCGGACUCGUCAUCAGCGUCCUGGCGCUCACGGUUGCGACGGCGGGCUUGUGCCUCACGAUGUCUCUUCGGCAGAGGCACGCGGCGCAGCCAAUGAUGUCGGAAGCGGCGACGAUGCGGCGCCACUCUGCCAGCUUUGGCGCCGGCGGCGACGCGGCGCAGAGCAAAGGCGAGCGAGGCAUGCAGGUAUGA
Messenger RNA from Emiliania huxleyi CCMP1516, 993 nucleotides. RefSeq lists its product as hypothetical. The record is from RefSeq and is a predicted model, not a curated record. The transcript has a single exon. Bases 1 to 993 code for a protein of 330 amino acids. NCBI's taxonomy places the organism in Eukaryota, Haptophyta, Isochrysidales, Noelaerhabdaceae.